Betta splendens (Siamese fighting fish) is the source of this 2463-nucleotide messenger RNA. Its product is annotated as E3 ubiquitin-protein ligase RING2-A-like. Bases 295 to 1431 code for a protein of 378 amino acids. Gene Ontology annotation, molecular function: chromatin binding; ubiquitin protein ligase activity. Gene Ontology annotation, biological process: negative regulation of DNA-templated transcription. The transcript has 7 exons. Gene Ontology annotation, cellular component: ubiquitin ligase complex; PcG protein complex. The record is from RefSeq and is a predicted model, not a curated record. NCBI's taxonomy places the organism in Eukaryota, Metazoa, Chordata, Actinopteri, Anabantiformes, Osphronemidae.
ACUUGUUCCGGGCAGCAGAAGAAGAAGCAUGGCCUCGGCUAACCUUAGCUAGCUCACUGCUGAGUGCCACAAAAUGUCUCUCUUUGAUUUCUCUCUCUGAAUUUUAAAGCCUCGUGUGACCUGCAGCCUUUAAAGGAAUUCUUCUCCCUCCGGUGCACAGGCCCAGGCGGGAAUAUUGACCCGCACGAGGGAUUCGGAGAGUACUUGCAGGAGCAGCGGGGAACCGGGGUCGCGUCUCUGCGGCCAGCUGUCCGUCAAGUAGACGUCAGUGAGGAUUGUUGGGAAACUGCAGCCAUGGCAGCUCCUGUAAACAUCCAGACUCCCAGUAAGACCUGGGAGCUGAGCUUGUACGAGCUGCACAGGAGCCCUCAGGAGGCGAUCAUGGAUGGCACAGAGGUGGCCGUGUCUCCCCGCUCUCUGCACAGCGAACUGAUGUGUCCCAUCUGUCUGGACAUGCUGAAGAACACCAUGACCACCAAAGAGUGUCUGCACCGCUUCUGCUCUGACUGUAUCGUCACCGCUCUGCGAUCAGGGAACAAAGAGUGUCCGACCUGCAGGAAGAAGCUGGUCUCCAGGCGUUCGCUCCGCAGAGACUCAAACUUUGAUGCGUUGAUCUCAAAGAUUUACCCAAGCCGCGAUGAAUACGAGGCCCACCAGCGCCGAGUCCUGGAGCGGCUUAACAGGAUGCACAACAAGGAGGCGCUGAGCUCCAGUAUUGAGGAGGGGCUGCGUCAGCAGGCUCGCUACAGGUCUGAGAGGAACCACCGAGUGAAGAAGCCGACUCAAGAAAGUGACAACACCACCUUCAGCGGUGGGGAGGAUAACGUUGAUGUUCGUUCACAUCUGUCUCACGACUCCACCCCCCACCCUCGCUGUCAGACUCCUUCAGAGGCCGGGCCAAGCCGCAAGAGACCACGAGCGUCAGACGACGGCUCGGGGGCAGAGGCAGACAGUGGGAGCCCGACGCCUCCUCUGAGACGCCUCAAAGAGGGACUGGCCUCAGAAAUCGAGCUGGUGUUCAGACCACACCCACAACUGGUCAACUCGCAGGACUACAACCAGACCAGAUACGUAAAAACAACAGCCAACGCUACCGUGGACCAUCUCUCUAAAUACCUCGCGCUGCGUAUUGCCUUGGAGGACCGAGGACAAGAGGAGGGAGGAAAAGCAGAGGAAAGAGAGGGAGAGAGUGGAGGGACAGCAGGAGGUGGGGAGGGGUCGAGCCUGAGCAACGUCAGUGAGAAGCAGUACACCAUCUACAUCAUGACAAGAGGAGGGCAGUUCUCAACGCUGAACGGGUCCCUGACCCUGGAGUUGGUCAAUGAGAAGUACUGGAAGGUCCGGAAGCCUCUGGAGCUUUACUACGCUCCCACUAAAGACCAACAACAGCCACAACAACCCCCCGAACCGAAGUCUCCUCCUUCCAUUUAAACAUCUUUUCUGAGUAAGAGGUUACAGUCAGCAUGUGUUAUAGUGAGCUGGUGGUAAGAUGCUCUUAUUUAAUCUGUACAAUGAACAGCUCAUUUAGAAGGAGGGUUCAGCAAAACCAUGCAAAUGGAAUUACAGAAUUGUCAUUUCUCAAUUUUUCAAAGCUGUAGGAGAAAUGUAUGGUCUUUAGAGUCACUGGUCGAGGGUUCUGGACACAUGGCUCACUUUAGAGACUAUAUGACCUACUUCGCUGUAGAACCUCCACCUAUCUCAGCUACGGCUUCAUAUGUGAAAUAUUUUGGAACCAGAGCCAAAAUCAAAACCAGUUUCACUUAAGAGUAAUUAGAACAAGUUCUCUGUUCCCCUAUUAUUUAUUUGUAACACAGAAGCCAUAUAAAAAGCCAUAAAUAAAUAGUAAUUGUCAAAUGUACUAAUUGAGCAUCUAUGGAAACUUAUUUCCACCGAGAAGAGAGAAGGAUUCUAAUGGAGCAAAAUAACCCGACUGUUACAAAAUGAAAUGUUGUCUAGUGACAUUGACAUUCUCCAUGUCAGCAUUGGAGAGAAUUGAAAAGUGAGAUGUUCACAGCAGGACUAGGCUCCAUGUAUAAGAUGGUAUAUUUUAGUUUCUACACAAACCACUCUGUCAUGGCUUCGGGACUCAACAGAACCAUUUGUUAAAUAGUAAGUUACAGCAUUAGUUUCAAUGUUUAGCUCCAGAAGCAGCAGGUUUGUGCAUAAGAACCAUUUCAGGCUUAUUUGCUCCACUUAAUAUAUUUCAAGUCCAAACUUCCCAUGUCAAUGUUUUGCAGCACCAGCUCAUCUUUGUACAAGCAACUAACCAACAUGCAUGAAAAUCAUCUUUAAAAGCCAUGAACCUAAAUGUCAGCCAGCGUUUGCUUCACCUGUGUUAUGCACUCUGUUUUACCUCAACUUUAAAAUAUUUGUAGAUCUAGAAAGUCACAUUUUCCCUCCAGCUCUUGUAUAAUUACUCUGUACCCAUCUGUCAGUGCAGCACAAUAAACCAAAUUGAUGCAG